UCUCGUACCAUUCAAUUGCAAACUUGACGACUAUCCAUUGGUGUCCCCUUCAAGAAGGAUGGUUCAAGUCUUGUCUCUCUUUGGACUAGGCGUGAUCUCGAUUGCCGUUGCUCAAUUAAUCGCUUAUCAUCCUCAAGAAAGCCAUAACCAAGGCCAGUUGUUGGGCAUAACAAACAGACCCAGGAUCCUCAAUCAAUAUCAGGUCCAUGGUAUCAACCACAACAAGCUCCACUUCUUGGAUCGUCAAGGAGUCAUUCAGGAUGCCUUGAACAAUCCAACGGCCCUUGCCAUUGGGGUGUUGGCCGUGGGAGGAGCUGUAUCCUUAGGUUUAGGUCUUGGCCAUGCCAACGCUCGACGAGAACGCCUCCGCACGGAUUUGGAUGCCAAGAUCCUUGAGAAUUGUUCCGAUACCCAGCUGGUGAUUAAACUCAUUCAAGAGGGUAUCAAUUAUGCACUCGAAGCCCUAAGCCCCGCUAACGCAGGAGGAAGAUCCGUUGAGGAUCCCGCAUUAUUUCGCCAAGCUGAUAUUGAGCAAAUAUUGAAAGGUUAUCGCGAUGCUUUGCCAGCCAGAACUUGUGCCUGAUGACCAAUGCCAACACUAUGUGGCACACUGGUUCAUUUUGUUUUGACACACUCUUUUAUUUUGCCGGAAUAUACCAUCGUCAUUGCUCAUAAA
Messenger RNA from Tigriopus californicus, 676 nucleotides. RefSeq lists its product as uncharacterized. The record is from RefSeq and is a predicted model, not a curated record. NCBI's taxonomy places the organism in Eukaryota, Metazoa, Arthropoda, Copepoda, Harpacticoida, Harpacticidae. The coding region runs from base 59 to 583 and encodes 174 amino acids. The transcript has 3 exons.